CUCUCCCAGUGCAGGAAAAGGGAAUUCUAAGAAAAAUAAACUGGGCAGAAGCUUUAUGAGUUCUACAAACAGGAAAGAUGAGAAACUUCCUCCAACAGGCUGACGGGGGUUUGGGUUCGUCCUUGUUUUAAGGGUUUAAACUCUACUUUGUUAACGAGCUGCUUAAUCAAGUCAAGAGUGUGCACACGCACAAAGGAGACACAAAAGAAUGAGAUUUACACGUCACUCACUUGGCACACGCCCCUCGACCCUGAGGUUCAAACACGAGGGGUUCUGAUGCAAAGCUCCAGGUUCGGGUGAAGACUGACAGAUGAAGAUGAAGCUGAGGGAUGAAGAAGUGUGUGUUGGUUGCCAUGGUUCCGUGGGGAAGGGGACUGCCCUGCAGAUGUUCUUUGGCUUCUGGCAGAGAGAGAGGGUGAUGUCACACGUGUAGAAUGUGAACACCCUCUUCCUCCCUCUUGUGUUUUUCUCCCUCACAUUUUUGUGGGGGCUCAGUUUCUCUCCCCCCCGAGACGACCCUCAGCUUCGGUGUGGCCUGUGAACUGGGACACGGGGCUCCUCCCCCUUCCUCCCCCUGCCUCCCCUCUCCUCCGUCCUCGGUGGUCAGCUCUCUCUCCUCAACAAUGAGUCUCUCUCUGCACAACCACGAUGCCUCCAGAAGCUCCUGCUGCCCUGCAUCCAGGGGGGGGGGGGCAGUGUGUGUGUGUGUGUGUUUUAAUGGUGUCAGAGGAAACCUGGAAGAGGUCGAGAUGCUGAGACCCAAGCAGAGGGCGUGUGAAAGGAAUUCAGGAAUGUGGACGGGAAGGACUACCAUGCAGACAUGUCCACUCUGGCCUCGCCGGCCUCCCAGAGCAGCCCGGACGUCUACAUCCUGCCCCUCACCGAGGUGUCCCUGACGGUCGCCAAGCAACCAGCUCCGUCAGUUCAGCUGCUGAAGUCCACAGAUCUCAGCCGCCACAGCCUCCUCUACCUGAAGGAGAUCGGGAAUGGCUGGUUUGGGAAGGUUCUGCUUGGGGAGGUGAGCGCAGGCCUGAGCACCACCCAGGUGGUGGUGAAGGAGCUGAAAGCCGGCGGCAGCGUGCAGGACCAGAUGCACUUCCUGGAGGAGGCGCGGCCUUUCCGCGGCCUCCAGCACCCGGCUCUGCUGCAGUGUUUGGCCCAGUGCACCGAGGUCACUCCCUACCUGCUGGUGAUGGAGUUUUGCCCUCUGGGGGAUGUGAAGGGUUACCUGAGAAGCUGCAGGACCUCAGAAACCAUGACCCCGGAGCCCCUGAUCCUUCACCGGAUGGCCUGUGACAUCGCCUCGGGACUCCUGCACAUGCACAAACACAACUUCACGCACAGUGACCUGGCUUUGAGGAACUGCCUGAUGACGGCUGAUGUCUCAGUGAAGAUUGGAGAUUAUGGCUUGGCACAGAACAAGUACAAGGAUGAUUACUACAAGACAUCGGAUCAGACCUGCGUGCCGCUGCGCUGGAUCGCUCCGGAGCUGCUGGACGAGGUGCACGGAAACCUGCUGGUGGCCGACCAGACGCCACAGAGCAACAUGUGGUCUCUUGGCGUGACGAUGUGGGAGCUGUUUGAACUCGGCACGCAGCCCUACAGGCACUACUCUGACAGACAGGUGCUGACCUUCGCUGUGCGGGAGCAGCAGCUGCGACUUCCCAAACCGCUGCUCAAAGGGCCGCUGGCUGAGCGCUGGUUUGAGGUGAUGCAGUUCUGCUGGCUCCAGCCUGAGCAGAGACCCAAUGCGGAGGAAGUCCACCUGCUGCUCAGCUACCUGUGCGCUAAGGGGGCCUGCGAGGCCGAAGAGGACUUUGAGAGGCGAUGGAACUCCCUGCGUCCCAACACCGUCUUCAACAGCCACCACUGUGCAUCGGCAAUGUCCCGAGACCACCCGUCAUCAACCUCCUCCUCGUAUCCCCUCCUUGAGCACUUCUCAGGCGCUGACGGCUACCACUCGGAGUCCGGGGACGACAUACUUACUGUCACAGAGACCAGCCAUGGCCUGAACUUUGAGUACAAGUGGGAGCAGGCCAGAGCGGACCAGUCAGCUAGGACCCUGGAACAGGUCAACCAUCAUCAGCAGGAGGCCUUUUACCCCCCCGGGGGCAUCGUGGGCGGCUGCCCCACAGAGAGCCUCGGCCACGGACUUUCUCCUUCUUACUACCGAUCCAAACAUCUUCACGCUCCGAGCAUACUUCCUGUCCUCAGCGCCCGCAGCCCCUCAGCAGGCAGCGAAUACUACAUCCGCAUCGAGGAGCCGGGCGACUGUAACAUCGAUCUGGACUACACCAUGUGCUCCUACAGCCCCGACUACCACGGCAGCAGCGGGAGCUUUCUGACUGGGAGCGCCGACUCAGGCGAGUGCAUGGCCUGCCCGUCCCAGACCAACACGGGUCCCUUCUGGUCCGCAGACAUCCGUAAGGCAGACAUGUACGACUCGAACGACUCGAGUCCUGCUAUCUCCCUGACGAUGGAGCCCCUUUUGGGGCAAGUGUUGGACAACAGCCCUCCACGGCCCUGGGAGUCUAGCCACUACGUAUCCUACAAGGACAGAGACGGGGGCUACUACUAUGAGCACUCGCCUCCUCUGGGUAUGGACCGCUAUCUGAUUGGACGUGACUCCUCCAGUGUGCGUCAUCAGGAGAGCUGGGGGUCGAGGAGCCUGCGCCAGGCCUUGGGUGAGCUGGAGAACCCACUGGGCAUAUCCCCCGCCGUGAACACGGCGCCUCAGCAGGCCUACAGCGACGCCUACAUGGACACGAGUCAGACCUCCGUCAUAGGAAAGAACGUGACGGGGGGCUACUACGACAUGAUGGGCUCCCUGAGGAAGACCAUGCCCGGCCACACCCGGCACAACGGCCACUCUGUCAGCAUCAACAUGGACACUGAGGGGGCCCUCUUCAUCGGGCACAGAGACAGCGAUACGGAGGAGGAAGAAGAGGAGGACAUAUUUGUUGAGAGGCACACCUGCAACACUUGGCCUUCAAAACACCGCCACAGCAGCGGGGGUCACACCAGACGUGCCAGCCACAGCUGCAGACAGGACGCGUACGUGGAUUUCCACUACACGAUGCCGAGUACAGACGUGGAAGACUCCUGGCCAGAGGAGCGCAGCCCGGCCUUCCGCUCCCUCCCCAAAGCCGUGGACUAUCUCGACCACCAGGCCAAAGACAACAGUGCCUGUCUCAGUCUAAGCAAACAUCGGGCAAUGGUGCCCUCGGACGACUGCAGCGCCUACGUCUACCUGUGCCGCGAGGGCGGGACUCCACCUGGAGAUUGCUGCCACUCGCACUUUGUGGACCCGCUCACAGGCCUGCUGGUCAGAAACAACAGUUACAGUCACAGCUACUGUCACAGCGGCUACGUCGCCGACAAGGCCAUCGACGCCCGAGGCACAGACGAGAUGAUCAAUCUAUCACCGGCCCCGGGGGGCCCCAUGGUGGCCAAACCCUUCGUGAUAAAGGCCGACGGCAGCAGGGAGCAAUACGUUGACCUCACAACCGAAGAAUCGCUCUUCGUAGAGAAAAGGUACGAUGCGAUCAAAGACAAUCCCAUCGUGCCGAAGCCGAGUGCGCCUGAAACAGAAGAGGUGACCCCGGCGGCGACCCUCACCACUCCGCCUCCUGACGACAACAUGCACGUGAUGGUGGCGCUCACAGAUCCGCAGUCCGAGUUGAGUCACGCUGGCGACAGCGGAGUCGACCGAGGGGGCUCCAGCGUGAGCCUCGCCGACAUCCUCGACUGCAGCGAGGACGACGACGACGCCACCGAUGACAUCACCGACGUUACUUCGGGUAUCUUUGCAGACGAGUGCUGCGAGCUGAACGCCUCUCCUGCCCUCAAGUCGCUGCAGAAGCAUGCAGGAACUCCUGAUUCCAUGGAUUCCAUGGAGCUGCCCUCCGCGGCCGGGUCCUGCGAGGGCUUCAGCCCCGCGUCCACCCACCCUAAAGCUGUGGACAGUGGAUACGACACAGAAAAUAACGAGAGCCCUGAGUUUGUACCAAAAGAGCCCCACGAGCCCCGAGAACAACCUGUGGGGAAUCCUUCCCUUUCCCCGAGUCUGGAGGAGGAGAAGCAGCUGGACGAGGGUGAAGUCGAGCCAGACGCCGAACCCUCAUCGGGGGGAGACCUGGCCCUCGGAGCCUCACAGACCGCCGAGGACAGUCUUCUGCCACUGAGCGAUAAGACUCCGUACAGAGACUCCGCCUACUUUUCAGACUAUGAGAAUGACAGACAGUCCAGAGAGGAAGAGCUGUCAGAGGGACCGAGAGAAGCACCCAUGGGAGGAAGGAAAGGCGAGAAUGAGGAGGAGGAGGAGGAGGAGGUAUGUGACACCGUCACAGCAGCAGGAGCAGACUCCUCGUCUCAACUACAGCUGGAUGCACAUCUGACUGAAGAGCCCUGUGACAGCGCCUCCACGGCGGAGAGCGGCCUGGACGAAUGGCCGUCUCAGGAGAGCUCGUCCCUGGGAGACUGGGCGGCCGAGGUGGUGGGGGCCAUGGAAGAAGCCCUCGGUGCCCUGAAAGGAGACUGUACCUCCAACGAGGAGGAGGAAGCGGACAAUCCCGCUCAAGAAACGACAGAAAGGCCAAAUGUGGACGAGGUUAAGACCAGACCGUCCAGGGUCGCCGGGGAGAUCCUGCACACAGCGCAGCACGCGGCGAGCGCCCGGCGCUUCUCCUCCUCCUCUCCUCCGCCUCCAGCCAGCCCUCCGCCUCCGCCGAGCGCAGCAGAUAACGGGGACGGGGCGGGCGAGGGCGACGACGGCGACGACGACAGCGACGAGUCGGACGAGGAGCUGCGGAUCUACAGCGUGCAGGAGCAGAGCGGCGGGGAGGAGAGCGACGACGAGUGCCACCCGGUGCCCAUCGUGGUGAGCGACCGCGGCGGAGGACACCGCCUGCGCAGCCUCCUGAAGAUGCCCCACCUGCCGACCACGGGGAGCCUGGAGCAGCAGCUUGAGUCCAAGAAGAAGACGGUGUCUUUUUUUGACGAUGUCACCGUCUACCUGUUCGAUCAGGAAAGCCCAACUGAGGAGCUGGCUGAGCACGGCUUCCCUCUCGGAGCCGAAGGUCAGAGUUCACGCAGCAAAUCCCAAGAGCGGCUGACUGCCUCGGACGACUCGUCAGAGGAGAGCGCCGGAUACGAGUGGGAGGACGACUUCCCGCUGCUGCCUUUGCCCACCUGCUCCGUGGCCUCCGACUCACCGCCCCCCCGCUGCGCCCUCACCGCCCCGGACCCCCAACCGGCCGCUCAGUUCUCCCGCUUCACCGUCUCGCCCUCCAAAGUGUCCCGUUUCUCCAUCACUCACAUCUCGGACUCCGACAUGGACUCCGCGGGAGGGAGCAGCGAGGACGGGGACAAAGAAUAACGAGCUGUGGAUCUUCGCCUGACGACAACUCGGCCGCCAGCAUGACUUACAUUCAUUUUUUAACGUCAGGCUUUAGCAACAGAAGACUGUGCCUCUUACCGCCUGGUUGAAGCUCAAGGACCUGCAUGUGGAAUCUAUCAAAAGCAGAGAGAACUUUGAACUGUGCAUAUUUUUCAGGUCAAAGAGGCACAAUGGAUGGACAGAGCGUCACGUCCUCCUCCUCUCAUGUUGGAUGGGAGGUCAGACCUAAAGUUAGACCGCUGGGUUAAAGCCGCCCCCCUUCAGAGGAUCAGCACUCUGAAGCGUCUCAGACUGCUCGUCUUAAUAAAUAUCCACAAGAAUCCUUUAGGUAUCACAAGUAAUAUAUUGGUAAUAUUUGGCCAUAACAAGAGAGUGAGAAAGAAGGAAGCGCGUUUGGUUACAGCAUGUUGUCUGAUUGAACCCGGACAACGUAUUAUGGGAUGUUUGCGUGACUCUUUUCUUUUGUAUCCGGACCACUACUGUUUGACUUACAUAAGUGGAUCACAAGCGAAGCCAUGAGGCGCAGCCUGGUCACCAUGGCAACGGGGAGAACAGGUCCGUUGAAGCGAUGCAUGCUUUCAAGUAUCCGCUACGCAGCGUCUAUGCGAACGUGCUGCCGAGAGACAGAAGAGGGGCCGUGUUUCCUUUUGCUGUGGAGAGGAGACGGGUCUUCUUCAUGUCUCCUCUUCGUGGACGGUUUGCUCGUGAGGACAUGGGCCUGCGCGCUGGGCAGUACGGAUGAGGCCUAAUCCACCGUGUGCGUGCUGAUUGGCCAGGUGUUUUUUCACGUGUGCCACUAUCAUCCUCCCAGCGGGGAAUCCAACAUGGCCGAAAGGAAGUGAUACUUAACAAUAUUCAGAUUUCAGGUCCGCUGGUAGAAUUCUGUUGGUUUUCAUGUUAUCAUGUGGCCCGACCCUGUAGGCCAGUGUUUCACAACACAAACGUCCACAAAUUUAUUUCAAAUGUUGUUCAAUACUAUCUUGCCUGCUCAUUAGUCUGAACAUUGCGUGUAAAUCAGAACAUACUUGUUCCGUCUGUAAGAGAAGGGAGAACAUCUGCCUGACCUCACGUUACCUUCUCUUGCUGUACAUUUGCUUCACGGACGUCGUUCAAUCCCCACAACGAAGGAGGCAGGUGUUCGGUUCUGGUAAGUGGACCUUCUCUGGUUCUUCUAACUCUUUAUACUGUGGGCGGAAACGAGAAGAGGAAUCUUUGCUUUUCGUGUGUGAACGUCAAGCGGAGGCGGUGCAGAGUGUGCGGCUGGUUGCCCCCAGCAACCACAUUCUGUAGCCACGCAGAAAGAUGUGCGUAACAUCUGCGUAUGUCGACAGGAAGACCUCCGCGUGGAGACGGACCCGUAGAGGAGAAAUGUCUUGUUUUGUUUUAUUGCUGCCAAAGAGAUGUUGUGUUCAGGCGCAACACUGGUUGGUUUUUACCCAAAUGGAGCCCAGCUGGAGGAACAUUAGAAGAGUCAUCAUUACCUUCUGUACCUUCUAUCAAAUAUAAAUAAAGUCUGUUUUACACAUCUUAA
This is a messenger RNA of Gasterosteus aculeatus aculeatus (three-spined stickleback), 6929 nucleotides long. RefSeq names its product apoptosis-associated tyrosine kinase b (gene lmtkb). Gene Ontology annotation, biological process: peptidyl-tyrosine autophosphorylation; brain development. Gene Ontology annotation, molecular function: ATP binding; protein tyrosine kinase activity. NCBI's taxonomy places the organism in Eukaryota, Metazoa, Chordata, Actinopteri, Perciformes, Gasterosteidae. The record is from RefSeq and is a predicted model, not a curated record.